Molecule: messenger RNA, 1751 nt
Organism: Amaranthus tricolor (Joseph's coat)
Lineage: Eukaryota; Viridiplantae; Streptophyta; Magnoliopsida; Caryophyllales; Amaranthaceae
Product: alcohol-forming fatty acyl-CoA reductase-like
Exons: 10
Coding region: 101-1570 (489 amino acids)
Biological process (GO): suberin biosynthetic process; long-chain fatty-acyl-CoA metabolic process
Cellular component (GO): intracellular membrane-bounded organelle
Molecular function (GO): alcohol-forming very long-chain fatty acyl-CoA reductase (NADP+) activity
Source: RefSeq, a predicted model, not a curated record
AUUUGUUCGUGUAGAUCUCUUUCUCUCUUCAUCACAAUUCUCCUUCUCUCUAUCACAAAUUCUCUCUCUAUUUAAUUUUAUUAAUUUUGGUAAAACUGAAAUGUCUAGUGUUUUAAAUUUCUUGGAAAAUAAAUCCAUUUUAAUUACUGGUGGAGCUGGAUUUUUAGCAAAAAUAUUUGCAGAGAAAGUGCUAAGGACUCAACCAAAUGUUAAAAAGCUCUAUCUUUUAAUUAGGGCAGCAGAUAAUAAAUCAGCUUUACUAAGAUUGCAGAAUGAGGUAAUUGGAAAAGCCUUGUUCAAGGUUCUAAAGCAAAAGAUGGGUUCAAACUUUAAUUCCUUCAUAUCAGAAAAGAUUAGUGUGGUGGCAGGUGACAUUACUUGUGAAGAUUUAGGAAUUAAAGAAUGUAAUAUUAAGGAACAAUUAUGGAGGGAAAUUGAUGUUAUUGUCAACUUAGCUGCAACUACCAACUUUGAUGAGAGGUACGAUUUAUCAUUGUAUCUCAAUACGUUUGGAGCUAAGCAUGUCCUGGAUUUUGCUAAGAAAUGCACCAAUUUUCAGGUUUUAGUACAAGUAUCAACAGCUUAUGUAUCGGGUGAAAGGGGAGGACUAAUACAAGAGAGUCCCUACUACAAGGGUGAUACCCUUAACGGGAGACCUGGUCUUGACUUUGAAUUUGAGAAAAAGCUUAUUAAAGAAAAAUUACAAGACCUUGAAGCUGAGGGUGCUAAUGAAGAAGCUAUCAAAUAUGUUAUGAGGGACAUGGGACUUGAGAGGGCAAAGCAUUGGGGAUGGCCAAAUGUGUAUGUAUUUACAAAGGCAUUAGGAGAGAUGUUUCUAAUGCAUGAAAAAGGAGAUAUCCCUCUUGUCAUACUUCGUCCUACAAUUGUAACCAGCACUUUCAAAGAACCUUUCGCAGGUUGGGUUGAAGGUAUUAGGACAAUUGAUAGUUUAGCUGUUGCAUAUGGCAAAGGGAGGUUGCCUUGCUUUGUUGGUGACCCUGAUUCUGUUGUUGAUGUGAUUCCAGGUGAUAUGGUAUCGAAUGCGAUUCUAGUAGCAGCAAUGAUACAUGCAAAUGAAAAGGGAAAUCCAAGGAUAUACCAAGUUGGAUCAUCUGUUAAAAACCCAACAACAUUUUCAACGUUGCAUGAAGUUGCAUACCAGUAUUUUCAACGCCAUCCAUGGAUUAACAAGGAAGGAAAACCUAUCCAAGUUGGUCAUGUUAGGGUUCUUGGCUCUAUGGAUAGCUUCAAGAGAUACCUUACUCUUCAUUACCUCCUUCCCUUGAAGGCACUAGAAUUAGCAAAUAUUGCAUUUUGCCAAUCUUUUAAAGGCACAUUCAUGGAACAAACAAGAAAAAUCAACUUUGUGAUGCGGUUGAUAGACAUUUACAGGCCAUAUUUAUUCUUCAAGGGCAUAUACGAUGACAGCAACACCGAGAAAUUAAGAAUUGCAGCAAGAAAUAGAGGAGUAGAAACAGACAUUUUCUACUUUGAUCCAAAGGCUAUUGAUUGGGAAGAUUACUUCAUGAAUAUUCAUCUUCCUGGUUUAGUCAAAUAUGUUUUCAAGUGACCAUUAAAAAAUAAAUUUAUUAUUUAUUAAAAUGUUUAAUUAAACAGAAAUUUUUAUUUAUAUUUGUUCAAUACAUGAUUUGUAAUAUGUUAUUUUGUAAUGGUUUAGUCAAAAAUGUUUAAUAUGUUAUUUGUAAUAUGUUAUUUUUAUUUAUAUUUGUUCAAUACAUGGUUGUUAUCAA